CAUCCAUCCCUACAUCUUUCUUUAACCUCCCCUCCACUAACCUAUGAGACAGGGUUCAGAGGUGAAGUCGCGGAGAGGGAUGGGACAACCUCAACUGUGAUUUGUUAUGAAUUAGUAUACCCUACACCAAAACUGAGUGCCUACACAUUCUUCGACAGAGCUGAAGAAAGAAAGAUGUAGGGAUGGAUGUAUGAUUUUUGUUUUCAGCCGAAGCAUCUUUCUUGUUGGUAUCCUUUACACCAUCCCUACAUCCCCCUUCAUUUUGAAGAAAUGAUUUUUCCACUUGUAUAUUGAGGGUUGGCUCACUCUGACCCCUGCGCUACACGUAAUGUUACUGUGCAAUUUAUGCUUCUUACAUGAAGAGGUCUGCAAACAUCUAGGUAAGUAUAUAUAAUAGUUAGACGCUGAUUCGAGGUAACUACGCGCAGUAGAAAGCCGAGCUUUUUCUCUACUUACUUACAGGCAUAUCUGGAGUUCUUCUGUAGUCCGUCGUUCAUGAGAGCACUAAUGACGGUCCUGGUGGACUAUCCUCAAGUCAACUACCACAUUGUCAACAGACAGCCUUGGGACCCUUGGCUAUUUAUGAGUGUAUCACUGAUCAUGAGGAGUGACAAGGCAACAGAUCACGCAUAAUGCCGAACCUAUUUUGCAACACUUCUCCAUCGAGGAUAAUGACAAUGUUACAGUUGCCUGGGACAUGGGAAUGUACAGUGUACGAGAGGAUAGUGGGUCACUCAUGGCCUGUGUGGUGGUCACUGCUGGUACUCUGUGCCGUGACAUUGAGGUCUUUGUGUCGACUGCAGACUCUACAACACCACCGCCAGCUACAGGCGAUGCGGAUUACGGAGUCCUCAGUUCCCAGUCUUUAACCUUGACUGCUGGCACCACAUCAACUUGUGUUACUGUUGACAUUGUGAAUGACAUGGAGCCUGAGGAGGCACUAGAGUUCUUCAGUCUCGAGCUCAGUUCAACUGACUCAGAUGUAAUAAUCCCUACUCCAAUAGCUCGUGUUGCCAUUCAAAAUGACGACAUCAUUGUUCAAAUGGGACUGGCUGAAUAUAAUGUGUGUGAGGGUGUGGGAAGCCUGAUGGUGUGUGCUGCUGCCACUGGUGGGAGUGUGAUUUCCUCUUUCACUCUUGCAACAAAUCCAGGAGCUGCCACUGCUCCGGAAGACUAUGAAGAUGUUAGUUUAGAGGUUGUGGGAGAGCAGAUUCCUUGUCUGAGCAUCACCAUAGAAGAUGACAUGGAGAGGGAAAGCUGUGAUGAGACCUUUACUGUUGUCUUGAGCACAUCUGAUCCCAGUGUCAUUAUUGUCUCACCAAACACGUCUACUGUUACCAUCUAUGACAAUGAAGAGCCCAGGAUUGAAUUCAUCAAUAAUACUCCAGAUUCUACUGGUUUCAAUAUAAGCUCAGAAUUUCAGAUAGAGGGCUGCAUCAAUCAGACAAUGUGUACCAUACGUCAAACUGGAGAAUCUAUUGCCUGUGAAAAUUCUGUGUCCUUCACACAAGAGCGAAAUGGUGCUCGCACUCUGUUUAUUACAGGCAGUGGCUUCUGUGGAAACAGUCAAACACUGUCCCGUAUUCUUCGAUCUGACGUCCCAGUAUGUGAUGUACAUCAAAUCAAUGGAGGAGUAGAGCAAGCAACUGUAGAUGGGAAUAGUGCAACUGUACUGUUUGAAGGAACAGGUCCAUCUGUUGACAAUGUUGUCACUGAUUUUGGGCUCAGCAUUAGAAGGGCGAGUGCUGGAGAGUUUGACAAUAUCGUGACUGGCCUCAUGUGCUCUACAGCAGCUACUCAGGCUCCCUCUCCAUUUACUGUGACAUGCUCUUUCUUUCCCAAGUCCCUGACAGUGGUUUUAGCCACGGAAGAGUGCAACUUUACUCUGAAGUUGCAGCUGAAUGGGGUUCUCAUACCACGAACGUUCAAGUCCCACUACUUUGAUAAAAAUGGCAAAGAAGUCAUUGACAAGGGUCGUACCAACUGCUUCUACCAGGGUGAGGUGUCGGAGAGACCAGACUGGCAGGUCGUGGUCAACCUCUGCAAAGGACUAUCGGGGACAUUUGGUGUACAUGGCGCAGAAGUAAACCGUGAGGAAUUUUAUCACAUCGAGCCUCUUAGAGGUGACUCCAAUACAUUCCAGCGUGGAAAAAAUCUGAUUGAUCUGGCAAAGAGACAGUCUGGGCAGCAGUUUCUGUUUGUGGAGCUGGUGAUUGUCAACGACCAGAGCCAGUUCAAUGAGAAUGGAAAUCUGGAGAACACUGUGAUUAGAGCUCUCGAUAUUGCCAACCAAAUGGACACCCUGUUUCGUGUGCUGAAUGUGAGAAUAGCGCUGGUGGACGUCAUCACCUGGAACGCGGGGAACCAGAUAUCGGUCGUCAGUAAUCCAGAAACACUCCUCAACAACUUCAGGACCUACAAGCCCCAGAUCACCACCCAGCACGAUGCAGCCAUGCUUCUCACUAACGUUGACCUGGACGGUUCCACCAUUGGCAUAGCCUUCCUGAGGGCCACGUGUGGGUCCAGUGCUGUCGGAGUCACCCAGGACACUAGGCGAUCUGUGGCCGCCGUGGGCGCCACCGCCUCACACGAACUGGGUCACAACAUGAACAUGGAUCACGACGAUGCCAGCAGUUGCAACUGCUCCGAUGGGACAUCAAGGUGCAUCAUGGCCGCUACUAUCACCUUCAACCCCCCGACUCGCUGGAGCCAGUGCAGCAUCGACCAACUCAACUCGGGGUUCACAGGCUCCAGAAACCUGGAUCGCUGUCUCUUCAACGAGCCGACGAUGGUCGUUGGAGACCCAGUCUGUGGCAACGGGAUCCAGGAAGACGGAGAAGCAUGUGACUGUGGCUCUCCACAGGAGUGUACCAACCAGUGCUGCAAUGCCAACACCUGUCAGCUAGCCUCGAAUGCCGAGUGCUCCUCUGGGACCUGCUGCGACAUCGCUACCUGUCGGCUCCGACCAUACGGGACACAGUGUCGCUCCAGCAGCAGUUCUUGCGACAUCGCCGAGUACUGCUCCGGGGGCACGCAGGACUGCCCACAGGACCUCCAUCGCAGAAACACCACCACCUGUAACAGCGGGAACGACUACUGCUACGACGGGACCUGCCAGACGCACAGUGAUCAGUGCCAGUUUCACUUUGCCACCACGCCUGCUGACAGUAGCUGCUACUCAGUACUAAACACUGAUGGAACGGAGGGCGGUAACUGCGGCUACACCCAGACCGCCUACAUUGCAUGUACUCCGAGGGGGUUCUCUCCACUGCCAGGGACGGACAUCAUGAAUCCGGGCCUAGUAGCCGACGGGACACGAUGUGGCAAUGGACUCGCCUGCUAUUCCCAGCAGUGUAUUUCGGUGGGUAAUCUCCCAACACUGACCGGCAUCCCUGCCUGCCCCACCAGGAACGGACAAACCUGCUCUGGAAAUGGAUCAGUGUAUGAAGUGAAGGAGAGCAGUGGGUCUGUAGAAAUUUGUGUGGAUGCCGAUGGUAUUCUCGAAGACUACCUGACAGUCUAUCUCUUUACCAUUCCCGGUACUGCCACUGCUGCUGACUUUUAUCCACUGAGUGAGAGCCUCACAUUCCGCGAUGGAGGGCGACAUUGUGUGAACAUCAGCAUUGUGACUGGAGAUGCUCUGGAGAACCUUAGAGUGCUGAAGUUUAAGUUUCAGCGAAGAAGGAGAUUUAUUGGUAGCAUCACUGAGGAGCAGUGUUUCAAUGUCACCAUUCUGAGCGAUCCUUUCGUGGAAGAAGACGAAGUGUUUUUGGUUCAACUGUCCACUGAUGACUCUGGAGUUGUACUUAGUACGGAAGAGGCUGAGGUUGUCAUUGUCGACAAUGACUACGUCAUUGCUCAAAUGGAACUGGCUGAAUAUAAUGUGUGUGAGGGUGUGGGAAGCCUGAUGGUGUGUGCUGCUGUCACUGGUGGGACUGUGACUUCCUCCUUCACUUUCACUCUUGCAACAAAUCCAGGAACUGCCACUGCUCCGGAAGACUAUGAAGAUGUUAGUGUAGAGGUUGUGGGAGAGCAGAUUCCUUGUCUGAGCAUCACCAUAGAAGAUGACAUGGAGAGGGAAAGCAGUGAUGAGACCUUUACUGUUGUCUUGAGCACAUCUGAUCCCAGUGUCAUUAUUGUCUCACCAAACACAUCUACUGUUACCAUCUAUGACAAUGAAGAGCCCAGGAUUGAAUUCAUCAAUAAUACUCCAGAUUCUACUGGUUUCAAUAUAAGCUCAGAAUUUCAGAUAGAGGGCUGCAUCAAUCAGACAAUGUGUACCAUACGUCAAACUGGAGAAUCUAUUGCCUGUGAAAAUUCUGUGUCCUUCACACAAGAGCGAAAUGGUGCUCGCACUCUGUUUAUUACAGCCAGUGGCUUCUGUGGAAACAGUCAAACACUGUCCCGUAUUCUUCGAUCUGACGUCUCAGUAUGUGAUGUACAUCAAAUCAAUGGAGGGGUAGAGCAAGCAACUGUAGAUGGGAAUAGUGCAACUGUACUGUUUGAAGGAACAGGUCCAUCUGUUGACAAUGUUGUCACUGAUUUUGGGCUCAGCAUUAGAAGGGAGAGUGCUGGAGAGUUUGAGAAUAUCGUGACUGGCCUCAUGUGCUCUACAGCAGCUACUCAGGCUCCCUCUCCAUUUACUGUGACAUGCUCUUUGGAACUGGCUGAAUAUAAUGUGUGUGAGGGUGUGGGAAGCCUGAUGGUGUGUGCUGCUGCCACUGGUGGGAGUGUGAUUUCCUCUUUCACUCUUGCAACAAAUCCAGGAGCUGCCACUGCUCCGGAAGACUAUGAAGAUGUUAGUGUAGAGGUUGUGGGAGAGCAGAUUCCUUGUCUGAGCAUCACCAUAGAAGAUGACAUGGAGAGGGAAAGCUGUGAUGAGACCCUUACUGUUGUCUUGAGCACAUCUGAUCCCAGUGUCAUUAUUGUCUCACCAAACACGUCUACUGUUACCAUCUAUGACAAUGAAGAGCCCAGGAUUGAAUUCAUCAAUAAUACUCCAGAUUCUACUCGUUUCAAUAUAAGCUCAGAAUUUCUGAUUGAGGGCUGCAUCAAUCAGACAAUGUGUACCGUACGUCAAACUGGAGAAUCUAUUGCCUGUGAAAAUUCUGUGUCCUUCACACAAGAGCGAAAUAGUGCUCACACUCUGUUUAUUACAGCCAGUGGCUUCUGUGGAAACAGUCAAACACUGUCCCGUAUUCUUCGAUCUGACGUCUCAGUAUGUGAUGUACAUCAAAUCAAUGGAGGAGUAGAGCAGGCAACUGUAGAUGGGAAUAGUGCAACUGUACUGUUUGAAGGAACA
This is a messenger RNA of Geodia barretti, 5302 nucleotides long. NCBI's taxonomy places the organism in Eukaryota, Metazoa, Porifera, Demospongiae, Tetractinellida, Geodiidae. The record is from the annotation of a GenBank genome assembly.